UUUUUUUGUUUAUUUUUGAGCAUUCCUAAAUUCUCCGUUUCGGCGCCGCUUACACCCUCGAGGCUUCUGUAGCCGGGUUCCCGGGCGUCUCAUGUAGUCUCGUUCUCGGCGCCAUUCCACUCGUUUGCCCUUUUUCCUCUUCCCUGCUCUCGUAGCCGCAUCUCUCCAGGGCUGGAUGAAUGGCAGGCAAUCUCUCCACCUUAUCGAUCGGCAAUGAGUCCCCCGAAGUGGCAUACUUUCCCUCCGUAAACCUCGAACCCAGCGAAAAUAUCACUGCUGGAUGGCAACUGCAGUAUACGGGCUCGGGGGUCGCCAACUCACCUGAUCAAGUCGGUGAAGGCACCAGCUAUCACUACACCAACCUCAAUGGUGCAAGCUUCUUGAUUCUGUGGAACGGCACAGGUAUUGAUCUUAUGGGAACAGCCAGUAAUGCAUCAUACUUGAUCGCCUUGGACGGACAUACCCUUCCGUCUGCCUCCUACAAUGCAACGGACACCCUCCUUGCUUCCCUGAAUGACCUGGAAUACACAAACCACACACUGUUACUUACGACUGCCAUAACGAACUCAAAUACAGCUAACGCGUACUUGACUUUCACCGAAGCCACUAUAUCAUACGCUCCUCCCGCGUCAGCUGCAAACACCACAGCCACCCCAUAUACCGUAAAUGAUACGGAUAUCGCCUUCAUGGGCCGCUGGAGCUACGUUACGGAUGACACGGGAUCUCCGAUGCACGUCUCAACCACUGUCGGUGACCGCGCCCAGGCAUCCUUUAUAGGUUCUGCGCUCACAGUCUAUGGCUUAGUCUCAUCGUUCUCAGGACGAUACUCCGUAAUUGUCGAUAACGUCACUACCACCAUGUCCGCUCAAUCCUCAUAUAACAAUUCAAAUACCUUGUUGUUUUUUGCCACGGACCUUUCCCAGGAGGCUCACCUGCUGACCAUCGUCAACGAGGAGAACUCCACGCUCGCGAUCAGAGUAGGCGGUGUCAAUGUCACUACGUACGGAGGCAACACAAGCUCGUCCAGUAGCGCCUCUACUCCAGCUGGGACAAUAGCUGCUGCUGUACUGGCUGGAGCCUUGGUCGUGCUCCUUUCUGUAAUCUUUUAUCGCUUCUGUAUCAAACGUCGAAAAUCCAGUCGUACAGGCAGAUUACUCUCCGUAACCCGCCGGAACAACACUCGGGACGAAAAGAAAUAUCAGGACCCUCGAUCAGUUUCUGACGUCAGUCCAUCAGCUGGCGAGGAAGAUCUGGAGUCAAAUAGUCUCAGUGCCAGCAAAGGCUACGGUAUUGGGCUUGGUCUACGACGCGGGUUCUCGUUUAUGUUCCGCAAGGCAAAACAGAAAAGCAAUUCGAGCAGCAAGUCAAGUGGCCCGUCAAGGCCCGAGAUGCAUCCUAUGACCGUACAAUACGACCUCGACGACAAACGACUGUCUCUAAGCACCCUCGCUGCCGAAUUACCGGUCCUUUCCUAUGUCCCUGAAUCAGAAAAAUUGGCCCCCGGGUGGACGAAUCCCGCUACACGCACUUCCUUCGCCAUUGACGCUCACAAACGCAGGAGCCUACUUCCUGAACUGCGCGUGGAGGAAGUGGACGACAGUGGUGAAGAUGAUGCCAAAACUUUAACAUCGACACAAGGAGAGGCAAUCGCGGCUACACUUUGUUUGAGUCCAAGAACCUCAGAAGCCCCAGCCACAUUCCAUCGUCCGCUUGGUAGCGAAGAUGUUGACAACAGGCAAACUCGAAUGCUUGGCAGAGAUGGUCACCCUCUCCAGGGAAAGCGCGAUUCCAGAAGUACCUCCGGAAGCAUGGGCAGCAGUUUGUCGAAAGUACGCGCCAAACUUUACCGAAAAGCUCACAAAGACGACGGCAAGCAAAGCCCUCAUGCCUGUCCAACAGAGUCGCCGACGAGCUCCUCUGGACCGGAAUCCGUGCCUGUAGUGAUGCAUAAAUCGGGUUCAGAGGCCCCUCCCAGUGACGUUGCUCCUGUAUCUGGAACUUACUCAUUCCUUGACUUCACGUCAUCCCAUCCCUCCAUUCGUAGCCAAACCAAGAGCAAUACCAUUAGGACAGUAAGCUCGGCACCUGCAGAAAACGGUCAUGAACGGGAUAUCGCUGGGAGGAAUGGUGGUAGAUCAAUCCCCGUAUUGAGGGUGGAACACAAUAGGACCGACGUCACGCUCCAGCCCACCCCCGACGCACCGUCUACCCCACCGGACAAUUCUGAUAUUGCAUCACCUUCGGACAACUCCAAUGGACAUUCUUGUCCUUCUUUCCCGACUACGAACACCCAGGGCUCCGCACCAUUUCCGUUUCCCGUUGCAAUUCCCCCGUCGGUUCACAUGCCCCACCCCUUCAAUGCCAUUUCCCUGGAGCAGAGUCCAUCACCCACCAGUACCUCCUUAUCUCCCGGUGUCGCUAAUGAACCACGAACACAUGCGGAUGUUUCGUCGGGUGCACCGAGUAGCGAUCCUCAUUCCCCUACGGAGAGUCUCCCGCUUUCUGUGUCUGAUAUCUACUUCCGGCACAGUUUCUCAGAUUCUAAUCCGCUUGACUCUCGGCGCACCAGUGCAAAUUCUGGCCUUCCUCCUCAUCCUCCUCUUCCUCACCGUGAAGAUUCAGACACUGUGCCACCGUUGCCCGCACCACCUCCCCCAUAUAUAGUUCAGCGUGUGCUUGGCAUGACGCCAGUCAAUGUUCCCCCCAGUGUGCGGCUUGCAAGGCGACAGUCUCCUUCCUUAGCCACGAUCCCCGCGUCGCACGCCCACACCGCUCCAAGGCGCCCAGGGACUGCACCCUCAUCAGCAACUACUCUUCGCCCAACCUUCCGUAUAAGCAAUCUCCAGGGCCCAAGGCCAAGACCGUCAACAUCAGGGGCGCCUACCAGGUCCAGCUCUGUUCCUCAACUGCCUUUGCAAGGCGGACGGGCGGCCAUGAGAGGUCCGAGGUAGCGUACUAGUAAAUUACGAAAUUAUUUUCUUGGACACCGUGGAUUCUAUAGGUGGUCGUCAUGUCGCUUUGCUACUCAUCUUUUACCCUGGCAAUUUACCCACUGGUCUAGCCAUUCAUG
Pisolithus orientalis is the source of this 3070-nucleotide messenger RNA. RefSeq lists its product as uncharacterized. The record is from RefSeq and is a predicted model, not a curated record. The transcript has 6 exons. NCBI's taxonomy places the organism in Eukaryota, Fungi, Basidiomycota, Agaricomycetes, Boletales, Pisolithaceae. The coding region runs from base 180 to 2951 and encodes 923 amino acids.